GGUUAGUAGUUCUAGAGGGCGAUUUGAGUAUUUGUUCAAGGUAAGUUGAUCCAGUCAUCUGUGAGUGUGAAGUUUGUUUCAUCAGUCAUCUGGAUCGACAGUCAUCAUGUUCAUCUUACUCGCUGCCAUUUUCAUCCUCCACAUCGCCUGUAUCACACUACUGCUCGCCGCCACCAUACAUAAUGCAUGGUGGAUGACAGACACCGUUUCCACUGAUAUUUGGGCUCGCUGGAUUCUGAUUGGUGGAAAGUGGAACUACACUCACAUUCCUGCGCACUAUCCUCAAGAGUAUCUACAGGCGGUUCAGGCGAGCUCAGUACUCGCAUGCAUCUUCUGCAUUCUCGGCCUGUUUGUGUUUGUGGCACAGCUGUACACACUACCUAAAGGAAAACGCUUCCUGUUCUCUGGAACCUUCCAGCUACUCGCAUGCUUGUGUAUGAUCAUCGCAGCGUCCAUCUACACGGACAUCUUUCAUAAAGACGAGCAUGACGGAUGGUACGGAGCGUCCUUCAUUCUCGCCUGGAUCUCCGUCUGUCUCACCUUCAUCUUGUGUGUCACCUACUUCAUUCUGCGCAAGAAAACAGCAGCAUGAACACACACACGCAGGCUUGAUAUAUAUUUUGUCAUAAAGACAUUCUGAAAUGUGAUUAGAUUUGUGUGCAUCUAAUAUAUGGAUGUUUUUUAAGAUUCUUUGACACUCGACUGUUGUAAAGCAUUUGUAGGUGUUUUACAGAUGAUAUUGAAUUUACGUAAUUGUAGAAACACUGCUGGUCUAAAUCUAUCAUUAGUCCAUUAUAAAAUGUAUUAUAAACACUUGUUUAGAGAAUAGAGGGAGUGUUGUGUUAGUACAUUACAAUAUCAAUCAUCUGGUUCAUGCUGAUCACAGCAUUAACACACACUUUAUUGUUUAAUUAAAGGCACUUCUGAGUUUGAAAAAUGAAACUUCUUUAAACUUAUUUUUAUGUUAAAAUAUUUAGGAUUCAAUAACCUUAUAUUAGAAUAAGAUUGUAACUGAAUUCAAAUGCUUAGAUACUAACAGUUUUGGUAAUUUCACCAAAUAAUGUAAUUCUCAGAUCAUGAAGUAAUUUUUCAUUAUUGAUUACUUCUGUCUUACGCUCUUGUCACCUCUCAUUACGAUGGCAACAAACAUAUAUGAAAAACUGUUCUCUAAAGGUUUGACGUGACGGUGAUGACAGCAGUAUUGGCACAAAGCAAAUCUUUAUUAUAAAAAUCGUACAAUCUACACAAGCACUAAAUGAAUUUAAAAUAAGUAAUUAAAGAGCUAAAGAAAAUAAAAAGCUCUUAUAAUCUAAUUUAUAAUAGAACACAUAUGUGGGUAAAAAAAAUGACACACCCGUCUACUUUUUAGGACAUAAUUUUUAAAUGAAGUGGUCUUUUGAUCUGCAUCUCCAGAUAUUUUUCGAUUAAGGUGUCUUCUAUAAUGUGAGUGACUUUUUAACAUUUAGUUGAAUAGUUUUUUAAUCAUAAGAUAUUUUGCAGCACUAUUCCAAGAAUGCAUAUGUGGGUGCUAUAUAACCCAUAUGUGUUUGCUGUGGGAUUCAGUGCAUUCAGCACUGGUGUUAUUUGUGUAAUAAAUUGUUUUCGGUUUCCAUUUGUGUUGUAAAUAAAUAUAUGUUAAAUACCAUGUUCACAUUUAUAUUUACGUGCACUAUGCAAGUAUUGAAAGUUGUUUGACAUUACAUUCAUAACAGGGACCGUACUCAUGGAGCAAGCGGAGGUCAGAUGCCAUGAUGUAUUACAUGUUCAAUAAUGUUUUCUGACGAGUGUGAUUGUGUAACUUAAAUUUAAAUGUUAACAAGAAAAAAUCAUAAAAUCACUGAUUCUUUGAAAGGAAUACAUAGAUUAUCUAUUAAUUGCCAACAAAAGUCUUCAUCAGCCAACUAACAAGGGACAAUGCAUCUAUAUGAACUUCUGCAGUUAAUCCAGGAUGAACUUCAAAGACAUUAGUCAUUAAUCUUACAGUUCAAACAAAAGUCAGCACUCUGGCUGCUGCAUUUUGAACCAACUGAAGUUUAUUUAUUGAACUUGCAGUACAUCCUCCCAGUAAUACAUUACAAUAAUCUAGUCUUGAGGUCAUGAACGCAUUAAUUAGCUUUUCUCUUGACAGCAUGAGUGUGAUCAUUGUACUAAGGUGCAAGGCUUUUUCUUUCAUUUUAAUUUAAUCAAAGGGGGGUGACAUUGUCAGGAGUGCUAGAGAAGACUGUAUUUAUAUUUUCUGGUAUUACUUUAAGUUCUUCUAGGCUUUUUGGCUCACUGAGUAUGUGAGACAAUUCUGGAAGAUUAUUAGUGAAGCUAUCUCUAGUGGUCGAAAGAAUAGUUCUACCUGAACGAUUGCAUGGUGUAGAU
Messenger RNA from Myxocyprinus asiaticus (Chinese sucker), 2367 nucleotides. RefSeq names its product epithelial membrane protein 2-like. Gene Ontology annotation, cellular component: plasma membrane. NCBI's taxonomy places the organism in Eukaryota, Metazoa, Chordata, Actinopteri, Cypriniformes, Catostomidae. The record is from RefSeq and is a predicted model, not a curated record. The coding region runs from base 107 to 592 and encodes 161 amino acids. The transcript has 5 exons.